Molecule: messenger RNA, 297 nt
Organism: Danaus chrysippus (African queen)
Lineage: Eukaryota; Metazoa; Arthropoda; Insecta; Lepidoptera; Nymphalidae
Source: the annotation of a GenBank genome assembly
AUGGAAAACGCUAGUGAUUGUAGUAAAUCGGGAAACAAGAAACAUCAACUUAUUAUAUUGUGCAUGGGUGGUUCACACUCAGGUCCUACGCGAGUCCUAACCCCCUCCCCCUUUGUCAUCGGUCCCGGCCUCCUUCCCGGAGUGAGCCUCGGACACGGGGUCGCUAGCGGAGCCCCAGCCGUCCAUAGGAAUGGAUAUGGUAUGAUAUGGCCCUCGUGCAUGAUGGGUACGGGCUACAUGCCAUACGCUGGCUUCUACGGCACCAACCAAUACCAUUCAAGUACAGCUCAUGUUUGA